This is a messenger RNA of Sporothrix brasiliensis 5110, 660 nucleotides long. RefSeq lists its product as uncharacterized. The record is from RefSeq and is a predicted model, not a curated record. The coding region runs from base 1 to 660 and encodes 219 amino acids. NCBI's taxonomy places the organism in Eukaryota, Fungi, Ascomycota, Sordariomycetes, Ophiostomatales, Ophiostomataceae. The transcript has a single exon.
AUGGCCAUCGCAGCGGUAAUCACUUGCACGUCGUCGACCAAGCGCAAGGCGAGUGCUGACGCGUCCGACGGCGACACGGAGCGCAGAAAGCGCAGAGUUUGGUCCGCCAACAAGCCGAAUUCGACCUCGGACGGUCUUCUGACGCCCGCCGUCUGCGAUUUCAAUGCGCUGUCGCUGGGAUCGCCCAUGCCCAUUUCGGGGAACGGCGCUCUGGCCCCAGUCGCUCAGAUGGACGUCAACUGCCAGUUCGACUACCCAUUUACUUUCGACUGUCCUAUCCGGAGCCGCUUCAAAGCGGACGCCUUGGUGGGCAACCACAACGGUACCGACUUUAUUGUUCACAGAAACGUUUGUCUGGGAUCACCCGUGCCUUUUUCAGGGAACGCAGCUCUGGCCCCAGUCGCUCAGAUGGAGCUCUACUACCCCCUUCCCAUCGACUGUCCUGGCCAGAGCUACCUCACAGCGGACGCCUCGGAGGGCCACCACGACGACAGCGACCUUUUUGUUCCCCAAAACGACGAUUGUCUCGUCAUUGACGUCGGCGACGACGGCUACAAGCUGCCGCCCGACCUGGAGCGCGAGCUGUUCGGCCCUCCCGUCGAGGAGCUUCUGCGCAUGGAUGCGGAGGCGGCUGCGUCGUCGCGGCCCGUCCAACUCUGA